UAGAAGGCUUCAUAGGUUAAGGGUCUCUCAGUGUCUGCAGGUUGGGUCAAUUUGCUUUCGGUUAGCCUGUUCCAGGUGGUACUUUGUGUUUGUCAUCGUGUAAUUUUCUGUUUCGGCCACAUUUAAAUAGAGGCUUUUUUUCAUUUUAUGAGACGGUGGCUUUGAAGAACCAUUCAGUUUAAUAAUCUUUGAAACCAAUCAAAGAUGUUAGGAAUUUCUUUCUUCAAAUCUUUGUUGUCUUUCAAUUCCAAUUGAUCCAUGGAAACUGUGGCGGUCCUUGCCCUCGACGGUGUAGAUUUUGGGUUUCAUUAGCAGGAACUUAGCAGAUAUGCUAAUGUGUUUGAAGAAACAAGUUCUUAAAGUUCUUUACAAGACUUUGUUCUUCAUGUUACUUUAUCAAUUCAAGAUACUUUCUGUAAGAGACGCCCGGGUUGCUGUAGCCUGUAUGCAAAUAUGAAUUUCUUUAAUCUUCUGGAAACAUUGAAUGGAAAGAGCCCCCUACUCUUCAUUCAAAAUCAGCUGGUUCCAGAAAUUCCUAUCGAACUUUGUCUCUCAUUACUUUAAAAUUGGUUAUAAUGGCAGGAUAUGGAUGAAGCUAGCAGCAAUCCCAUCGAUGUCUCCACCAAUGCAACUUCCCAAGGAGAUCCUCCGUUGGAAGUUGAUGAAAAUGAAGAAGGUACGUUCGGAACUUCAGCUGUAUGGCCGCAUUUUACAAGACUGAAUUGGGCGGAUAAGGAAACUAGAAAAGCUGUUUGCAAAUACUGUCCAACGAAGAUAAAAUGUGCAGCUACUUAUGGAACAAGCACUUUGAAAAGGCAUUUGCAAAGAUGCAAAAACUAUCCGUACAGUCUUCAUAAUCUGAAGAAGUCUAGAACUCCUAGCGCUCUAGGUACUAGUACUGCAGCUCAGGGUACUAGUAGUACAUCUCCUACUUUUACACCUCACACAUAUGAUUCAGUUGUCUCGAGAAUGAAACUUGCUAGAAUGAUCAUAAUUGAUGAGUCACCUUUUAGACAAGUCGAGCGUGAAGGUUUUCGUGAUUUUGUCCAUUCGUUGAGACCUGAGUUUCACAUCCCUUCUAGGAUCACCAUAGCCAAAGAUUGUUUUAAGUUGUUUUUGGCCGAGAAGGAGAAGUUGAAAAAUUACUUCAAGCAUUCACAGAUUAGAGUUUGCCUCACGACUGAUAUUUGGGCCAGUAGACAUCAUCUGGACUACAUGAGUCUUACUGCUCAUUUCAUUGAUAAUGAAUGGAAAAUACAGAAAAGAAUUAUCAACUUCUCUCCUAUUCCUAAUCACACGGGUCUCACGAUUGGAAAAACGGUUGAAAAACACUUGCUUAAUUGGGGAAUUGAUAGGGUUCUAACUGUGACAGUGGAUAAUGCAAGUUCGAAUGAUGUGGGCAUGACAUAUUUGAAGAAAAGGAUUAACAAUUGGAAAGGGAGUGUGUUGAAGGGUAUACAUCUCCACAUGAGAUGUUGUGCUCACAUAUUGAACUUGACUGUGAAAGACGGAUUGAAAGAUGUUGAUGAUUCAAUCCAUCGUAUUCGGUCUGCAGUGAGAUAUGUGAGAUCGUCUAAUUCCAGAAUGCAAAAAUUUAAGACUUGUGCCCACGAGGAGAAGUUAGAGACAAAGAAACUUGUGUGUUUAGACGUGGAGACUAGAUGGAAUUCCACUUUCUUGAUGUUGGAGUCCGCUUUGGUAUUUAAAAGGGCAUUUGAGAGGUUAGAGGAAGAAGAUCCUAAGUAUAAAGUUGAGCUAGAGAAGUUGAAAGGGACACCAAAUGAGUUGGAUUGGCAUUAUGUGGAGUCUCUAGUUCCUUUUCUGAAGAUCUUCUAUGAUGCCACAAUGAAAAUUUCAGGUUCUUUGUAUGUCACAAGCAAUGAUCUCUUUCAUGUCGUAUAUGGAAUUGCUUGUAUGCUUACAAAAGAAACUUCAUCAAAAAUUGAGAGUCACAAAAUCAUGGCAAGAAGAAUGAAAGCUAAGCAUGACAAGUAUUGGGGCACCUUUGAUAACAUCAAUCUCUUACUGUUUAUUGCUGUGGUUCUUGACCCGAGGUACAAGUUGGAGUAUGCCUGUUUUGUGCUUGAUGAGGUUUAUGGAAUAGAACAUGGGGGAAUUUGGACUAAAAAUGAGUUGUUUGAGAGUGUGAAUGGUGUUUUGGAGGAUAUGUUCAAGGACUAUUCUGAAAUGAGAGGGGUUACUAGUGGAAGCUCAUCAAGAAGUGCGGAGAGUAUAGCACCAAAUGAGAAUGAUGAAUCUGAAAGUGUGGAGGAUUAUUUGAAGAAAGAAUUCAAGAGAAAGAGAAUGGAAGAUAGGGUGGGAGAAACUACACUUUCAGAGCUUGAGAGGUACUUAAAGGUGAAUCUUGAGGAUGACGAGGACAAAACAUUUGACAUUUUAGCAUGGUGGAAGAAGCAUUCUGGUGAGUAUCCAAUAGUGAGUUUGAUGGCUAGAGAUGUGUUGGCGAUUCCAGUAUCAACUGUUGCAUAUGAGUCUGCUUUCAGUACCGGGGGGCGCGUUUUAGAUACAUUUCGGAGUUCUUUGACUCCCUUGGUUGUUGAAAGUUUGAUUUGUUGUCAAAAUUGGCUUCGAUCGAGUACUCUUCCAAUUGACUUGGAAGAGCAAUUUGAAGAAAUUGAAGAACUUGAACAAGAGUUGAAAGAGUUUUGCUUGGAUGAGGGUACUAUCAUGAGUGAUUUGGUUGAUGAUGAUUGAACAACAAUGUAUUAUGUAAUCAACUAUGUAUUUGUACUUUGUAGUGAUUUGGACUUUUAAAUGAAUGGUUGCCCAUUGGUAUUAUGUUUUGUCGGAAUUGGUGACAUAUCCAUCAUGCAUCGCCUUCGUCUUUACACCCUUUCAUCAAACACAUAUUUUAUGGGAGUAAUUUGGUAAAUAAAUAAUUUUUUGAAAUUAUUGUGGUGAUUCAUUAAUUCUAUGGGAUUAAUUUGGUAAAUAAAUAAAAUUUUUGAAUUAUUUUGGCCAAUAGUUAAUUUUUUGGAAUUAAUUUUGGUCAAUGGUUAAUUUUUGGAAUUAAUUUGGUAAAUAAGUAUUUUUUUUGUUGAAAUUUUGAAAUUAAUUUGGUAAAUAAUUAAUUUUUGGAAUUAAUUUGGUAAAUAAUUUUUUUCUGGAAUUAAUUAGAUAAAUAAUUUUUUUCUGGAAUUAAUUUGAUAAAUAAAUAAAAUUUUGGAAUUAUUGUGGUGAUUAAUUAAUUUUCUGGAAUUAUUUUUGUGAUUGAAUAAUUUUGGUGAUUAAUUAAUUUUAUGGAAUUAAUUUGGUAAAUAAAUAGUUUUAUGAAAUUAUUGUGUUUAUUAAUUAAUUUUCUAGAAUUAUUUUUGUGAUUGAAUAUUUUUUUAGAAUAAUUUUGGUGAUUAAUUAAUUUUCUGGAAUUAAUUUUAUAAAUAAAUAAUUUUUGAGAUUAAGUUUCUAAUUAAUUAAUUUUGAUGAUUAAUUAGAAUAUUUAUUAGGGUCGACCCACUGACCCAACCCUUUCUGACCCGCCCCGACCCUAAAGGGUCAUACAGGGUAAAGAAUGAGACAGGGUCAGGGGCGAGUCACUUAUGUGCCUUGACCCUUUAGGGGCGGGUCAGCCAGGGUCAGGGGCGGGUCAUCCAAAAUUUCAGCCCUAUUACUAACGGGUUGGAAUUAAUGUGACCCUCAAUCCACCCACAUACUUCUGCGGGUUGGGUUGGGUGCGGUUGGGUCGCAGAUGAACCCGCAAAACCAAUUCCCCAUUUAGCCAUUAAGAAAGUUACUAACAUUUAUAAUAAUUUCAUAGCAAAUUAGCAAGAAUGUAUCAAUAAUUUGUGAUUUUGAUACAAUUAAUAAUUUAUAGUUUGCAUCCCAAUAUUUAAUGGUUAUUGACAAUAAUCUGCAUACCAAUAUCCAAUAUCGAAUGGAUAUUGCACAACACAAUGACCAAUAAUAGUAGUCAAAACUAUUAUUUAUUCUCCACCUUUUGAAGUAUAUGAUCAGAUUGUAGUGCAGUUCGAAAAUAUGAUGAAUAUUCGAUACUAUACGAAACAACAUUUUUUCAUGUAAAAAUAGGAUGCGGGUCAUAUGGGUGACCCGCCAUCCACCCACUACCCACCCACAUCACUACGGAUGGGAGAUUUACCAAUCUGCAAUCCACCCACAUCAAUCACCCACUGCGUGCGGGUCGGGUUAUCUGCGGGUGAAUCGAUAUUAAUCCGCGGAUUAACCACUCACGUACCCACCCCUAGGGAUAUGGUUAAAAUCUUUUGGGUUGUCAUUUUCACAACCCCCACAUAUAAAUGAAUUUCACAAAUUUUGAGAAAUUCAUUUUUAAAUGAAAUCUUUUUGUGUUUGGUAUUUAAAAGAAUUCAUUUUCAAUUCUAAAUUUUGAAUUUUAUGGAAUUGGAACUAGUUAUAGCAAUUCCGAGGAAUUGAGAUGGAAUUUGCAAAUGAAUUCCACAAGUAUUUACUAAUUAUAAUAUAAUGACAUAAUUAUCCUUAUUUAUUAACUAAAUAACUUCCACAUAUACUAUUUGGUGUCAAUUGAUGCAGUGUGAGGAACGUAACCAAGAAUUUGAUUGCAAUGCUAGAGUUUGCUGGUUAUUUUUAUAUUUAUGUUUCGAUUGUAUUACUACGUUAAGAAGGCACAACUAGAUUGUAGGGUUCAUCGACAAAAUAUUAGAAACGAACUAAUGAAUAGAAUAGAAACAC
This is a messenger RNA of Linum trigynum, 4683 nucleotides long. NCBI's taxonomy places the organism in Eukaryota, Viridiplantae, Streptophyta, Magnoliopsida, Malpighiales, Linaceae. The record is from the annotation of a GenBank genome assembly.